AUGACUGGGAUUGCUGAUGAAGCCCCUGUGACCCUCAACACACUGAAGCAGUUAAUGGCACAGUUUGCCAAAGAGAGAGACUGGGACCGUUUUCACAGCCCAAGAAACCUUCUUUUGGCUCUGGUGGGCGAAGUAGGGGAAUUGUCUGAGAUAUUUCAGUGGAAAGGUGAGGUUCCAAAGGGUCUUCCAGAUUGGAAAGAGGAGGAAAAGGUUCAUCUUGGAGAAGAGCUUUCUGAUGUGUUGCUUUACCUUGUCAGGCUCUCUGACAUUUGUGGCGUUGAUCUUGGUAAAGCUGCUUUGAGAAAGGUUCAACUCAAUGCUAUAAAAUACCCUGCAAAAGUAUGCAGAGAGGUGGUUUCAAUUUCAAACAAGCCAGAGGAAAACCCUUCCACCAAUAAUGGCACUGUUCCUGAUGCUGACUGA
Messenger RNA from Sphenostylis stenocarpa, 423 nucleotides. The record is from the annotation of a GenBank genome assembly. Lineage: Eukaryota; Viridiplantae; Streptophyta; Magnoliopsida; Fabales; Fabaceae.